CAAAGUAAUAGUAAAAAUCAAUCUUCAUGCAGCUCACAUUUUUUUAGAAACAGGUUUUGAAAAGUUGUUGUGUAUGCUUUUUUGGCCUUGAUAUCUAUUAGUUCUCAUUUGUAUGACGGGUUUAGGGUUUGAUAGCAGGGACGAACAACAUCAAGAUGGUCAACGAACCAGCGAAAGCAUUCGAUUCUCAUAAGUAAAUGCCUUCGAAGAACAGAAGAGCUGAAAGAAGAGUAGUGCCAUGAUGGCUUCCGAAGCAGUUUCCUCCUCCGUGCGCGUGAAGCACGAACACGCGCACGAACGCAUACCCGUGCCUUCGCAGUACGUCGAUAGCUUCGACGAGCAUGAGCCCCGGCCGACGUCGUACAACAAGCGCGUCACAGCGCCCUCUUAUUCCCAGGCGGAGAAGGUUCUGCAUAUGCAUGACGACUUCCAGAUCUUCCACCCCGCACCCUGGCAAAUCGUGGAGGCCCCGGAGGGCGCACGCGCAGAAGAGAACAAGGAGGACGAUAUCCGCGCUUACAUGAGGACGGGCAUGACGCGCGAGCAGGCGGAACGGCAAUGGCAUGAGGUCAAUGACGAAACACCUGGGCGGCGGCGGAACAAGAGAAGGGGGCGCGUUAACCUGCACGCAAGGCGGAAUGGGAGUAACGAAGGAGCGGAACAAACUAGACAGCAACUCGAACAAGAACGUCCACCCGCCUCCACGUCGUCCAGCUUUAUGUCGCAGGACUCCAAUGUGUAUCCGCCAUCGGGAAACGAAAUCAUGGUAGAGAAUCUGUUCGAGGAGCUGUUUGAGCGAGAGGAAGCAGAAGAAGCGGAAUUGAAACGACUGCGACAAGAGCGGGAUGAGGAGAAAGAGCGGACGGAGAAAAAUUCGAUGUCUAUUUCGGUGGCUGCGAACAACGACGAAAAUAAAAUCAUGAUCGCGGUGGAAAACAACGUCGCUGGUGCAAGUUCAGCUUCAGGCUCAGCCGCAGCUUCGGCGUCGGGCUCCGUAAAUUAUGGAGUCGCGGCCGCGAACCACAGCACUACAAGGAACUGCAAUAAGACUGUUCUUGAAGAGAGCACAACCAUCCGGUCGGCCGACGGAGACGUCGACCCCACGGAAAGUCAGAGCAAUAUCAUUAACAAGGAUGGUGUGAUUGGUAUGGAAAAUAAACAGGAGAUCAUGGUGGAGAAUACGACAAAUCCCGUAUCGUCCAAGAAGCCUCCGGUCAAAAACAAGUUCACCGUAAAAAAGACCGGCACCGAGCAGCUUGAGCGACUGCUCUUCGGGGAUGAUGAUGAAGAUGACGGAACUUCUCCGGCAGGAAUGAUGAAUGCUGAAGACCAGAGGUGUAAUUCUGUUUCUGCAUCGUCGCACGAGCAGAAUCUAAUACUUCAUUCUGCUCGUGCUCCCGCCAAUGGAGAUGCUCUUGUUCCUGCUGCUCCGCUAAUUCCCGUAUCGACGAACAAUAAUUUUAGGACGUACAAUCAAGGCAAAGACGACGACGACGACGAUGAGUUGUUUGAUCAAAUCGACAAGUUGAAACGACAAGAGGUGGCGGAGUCCAAGCAGAACAAAAAUCUUCCAGGCGGGCAACACGGUGCCUUCCUCGGAGGCACCGCGUCUUGUUUCACCACUUCGUUUCCACCCGGUGCUCGGGGGCAAACGGCCCAACCUUUUCAGUUCAACCAGCCACUGCCAGGACAGAACAUGGCUCCGCAACGGAGUCGGAACGUUCUCACCGACGAAGAGGCGAGACAGAAGCAAGCAGAGCUCGUCGCAGAAGCAAGCAGAGGAAAACAGCCACAAGUUGAAGUUCAUCCAAUUGCAGGAGCCACGACGGGCGAUAUUACUAGUUGUGGCAAUAGGACGGGUGCUGACCCAAAGCAGAUUUUGAUCUCUUCGUCGCCUUCGCCUUGCAGACACGACCCCGUUGCACUACAGGACGCCCUGCGACCGCAGGGUGUUGUAGGGGCACAAGCACAACAGGAGCAGCAAAGCAGCCAUGAUGUAUUCAUGCAACCACAACCAGGGUCAGGGUGUGCAGCUGCGCCAGCAGUAGUUAUGUCUGAAAAUAACAACCUCAUCCAGCAUGAUGUUGACCUCCAGAAGAGACUGUCCGAAAGUCAGAAUGCUAACCCCUAUGCCGGAGUUCUUACAGUGGCUGCAGUUCCGGCAGACACUGCUGCGUCGCAACCCCUCCCGGGGGAUAUCGCUAGAAGUUCCGUUGCCGGGAGUAGAGUGAGUGCGACCAACAACAAUCCCUACAGCAAUGGGAAUUUCAACAACACUCAUUCCGGGAACGUGAAUCAAACAACGCGCUUACCAGACCAACCGGCAUGCUUCAACCCGAGUCGGUCGCAGGGCGGUGCGAGCAACGACAGCAAUGAUUUCAUGGGUAAGGUUGGGGGAAUUGUCACGGGGCUGGCAGGUGCAGUUCCUGUGCCUGUUGGUUCGGGAAUGAACAAGGGAACCAAUGACAUGGCGUUGAACACGACGACAAUGACAGGUGCUGCACAGUUCGGAGGGGGGAAUACAGCUGCACAUGUUGGGAUGAGGAUGUUUGCCUCUGCUUCUGCUGCAGCAGGGCCGGGGCACCACAACUUUCCGCAUACCAUGCAGGGCCCCCCGGCUUUCAAUACGCCUAGUAACGGAAUGAUGCUGCCGCAGCAGAACCAACAGCAACAAAACCAACAGCAGCAGCAGCAGGCAGUGCUAUUUGGUAGUGGUUUUCUGAACAAUAGCUCGGGAAUUGCGCCGCACCAGCACAAUCCGGGCAGUUUUGGAGGUUUUCAGCAAAGCGGUAGUUUCAGUUUCCCGACUAAUCAGUUUCAGUUUGCGCACGCACAGGGACAGCAGCAGCAGCGGCAGCAGCAGCAAUAUCAGGCCGCGCCGCAGCUCGGGCAACAACAUCAGGUCGAUGUACAAGGUCAUCAUCAACAAAUGCACGGCCAGCUGCAACAAAUGCACGGCCAGGGUGGGCACCAAAUGCAGGGUCAACAACUACACCAGGGGGCGCAAGCUGCGCAUUUCCCGCAGCUGCCGCAACAGCAACAGCAGGAACAUGUGAAUACGGGGGGACAGUUCGGCGCAGCAGCCCAGCACCAGCCGCAGCUCGGACAAGCACAGCAGGCGUUCGCAGCGCAACAGCCGGGCUCUUCGCAGCCGCCAAACCCGCUACCACCCGUGAGUCAGUUUGUGAGUUGUACUAGUGGCAACCAGCAGUUUGCGUUUGGAUCCACAUUCGGAACUGGGGCUCCACGUGCGCCCGCAAACCAAGGAGGUUUUUUUGGCGCCGCGGGAACGACCGGCUUCGGGGGAUCGGGAACAACUUCGAAUUUUUGCGUGCGUCCGGGGCCUUACGGAGCAGGCGGGGCAGCAGCACCAGCAGGUUUUCGUGCGCCGGGAAUGACAACAGGAGUAGCUGCCCCCGCAGGUGGUGGAUCCAAGUCAGUGGUGUCUUUCGCGCAAAGCUAUCCACAGUAAAUUUCCUGUACACGUACAAAUGCAGUCUCUGCAUGACAAAACUUGCCUUCAGUCCUAGUGUAGCAUGACAAGUUGGACACUGCAAGUUAGCGAAAUUUGUCAUGCAUUUAUGUACAUGUGCAGGAAAUUUACAUUGCAUAAAAGCAGCAUGGCCGGGUCCACGUCGUCCGCGUUCCCAAGCAUAGCGGAGGUCGCCCAGCAACUGCAGCUCCAGCCGUAUUCCCUAGCUGACGCGCGAGUACCCAGAGACACUAUGGCGGUCCAGCUCGUCUGCGCCGGCGACUACUUGGCCGCACGACGCGCCAUUGAGUAUCAAAAGUAAAAUAAAUCCCCCCUUCUCCCGCCGCCCAUAUGAAAAUCGAAAUCUGCGAUGCGGGAUUUGUGUACACAAACCGAAUCUGUCUUGCGGUAGAGCACUGCGCGCUGAUCUUAACGAAGCCUGGGUAAGGGUCUUGUGGUGUAGGCGCUUAGAAGCAUGACAGACGUCUGCACUGUAGGCCUUACAGCGUUACGAAUCGCCUGCAUCACUCGGCGGGCUCUCUGGGUUUGCAUUCUUGUAAAACAGACGAGAUUUGUGUUGACAGAUCUGCGGCGCGAAUUUUCAAAAGGCUGCGCUUUCGAUCUGGCGAGGGGGGAUUUUUCCUCACAAUAUCGAGCACAUCCUGCGGUGGCCGGUGGUGAGCUGUGUUUGCCUCGCUGCGGAUGACGCGGAAGAGGCCGCGAUCCGGGCGCAGAUACAGAACGCAGACCGGGAAAGGGCUAGUGCGACUGGUGGAAGCGCCACCAGCCAAGCUCUGAACGACUUCUGGACCAAGACCACGCACAUCGAACGAAUCGACUUCCGGCAGCUGCUGACGACGCAACAAUCCGGGGAACAACAAGAGGGCACUAGUAGUACACCUACGUCGAGUAGUUGUGCGCAGAUUUUUGAGCAGAUUCGGAAAAUCACCGAGGAGGACUCUGUUUUGUCCCAGCACGCGACCUGUUUCCUGGACUGCAUGCCGCCACAGAAUGUUUACCACGUGGCGCGAUUGCUAGUUGUCAGCGACCCGAUCAGCGCGACGAGCCAGCACGAGACCACGAAGCUCCCCUUCGUACUGCAAGGGAUGGAGCGGGACAGGGCGGUCGCGCCGAGUCGACGGCUCGCGAUCCAGCGCAAUUUGCUGCAAAUCGUGGACCAAUUGCACCUGCAACAGUUUGUGUCCUGCUCCGGUCAGCGGCUGCACUUUCUACCUGGCAGCAACCUCGGCGUUUUGUUUUCUUCCAGUCUCGGAAACCUCCUGGCGGCCAAGGCCAACUCCCGUGCCUGCCGCGGGGGCCGGGGGUACUUCACAAAUUUCGGAAAAACCGGCGCCGGUCCGAUUCCGCUGCCGGAACCGGGAAUGACGCAGAACCUCGGCGACAGUGGCUUUUUGCCAAGCGGAAUGUCGCCGGGAGAAGAUGUGCCGCCUUUGGAGCACUUGGCAGCUGUGCUGCAGAUGUUGCUGCAGUAAUGUUGAUGUAAAGAGAUGGAACUGGAGGUGCAGGUUCUUCCUGUGUUGACAAGACUGUUUCUGGUGCAUGUGUGAAAGCAGGACGACCGCCGGGGAGAACUUGAACUUCUACUCGCGAUGGAUUUGUUGUUUUGCGACCUCCAUCUAUGGAUUUGUUGUUUUGCUGAUGCCGCUUUAACAUAGUCGCGGUUCUUGCAGGUCAGCGGAACUACGGCGCAUACACGAAGCAACACGACAAUCACGGCUUUUUUGAAAGAGAAUACUAUGAUAACAACAUAGAGAAGCCGAGGAUCUCCUUCCUGAAGAUGUGCGGAGCGGUAGGCGCUUGCAUGUCGCAGAUGAUGGUCGCUCCUUCCUUGAACUUAUUUCCUCAUUUACAUACCAGUACUGCUACUGUUGAUUUUUGAGCUUUGUGAGUCAUGUUGCAAGAUUUUUGGGGAUAAAAAUUGAAAAAGAGGAAAACUGUAUGUACAAAUGUCGCCAGAGGAGGUUGCGGC
Molecule: messenger RNA, 5462 nt
Organism: Amoebophrya sp. A120
Lineage: Eukaryota; Dinophyceae; Syndiniales; Amoebophryaceae
Source: the annotation of a GenBank genome assembly